This is a messenger RNA of Ambispora leptoticha, 168 nucleotides long. Lineage: Eukaryota; Fungi; Glomeromycota; Glomeromycetes; Archaeosporales; Ambisporaceae. The record is from the annotation of a GenBank genome assembly.
GAAGAAAUAUUCGCCUUUGAAAGAGCUGUUUCGCGACUUGUGGAAAUGCAGGGAACUGAGUGGAUAGUAAAUACUAUUGUUUGCAUCAAAGAUCAAAAACACAUCGAACACACACUUCCACCGCACUUUGAACACCCUUCAACUGAACUAGCUUCAAGAACUGCGCCG